UUUGCCGAUGGAGCGCGUAGACAAAUGGGAAACGAGAUUUGCGCUUUGAGCUAAAACAGGAAACAACAACAUCGUUUAGUUCUUCUGCAAAUGUAUCCAGAACGAUUAGCACGUAAACAUUUCUUAGUUUGUUAGUUAUUUAUUUGUUUGCCUGAAGUGCAUUGUAUCCGAAACCGACCGAGGGGCGCAAAUGGGGAAGAGAUACUACUGUGACUACUGCGACCGCUCCUUCCAGGACAACAUGCACAACCGCAAGAAGCACCUGAAUGGUGUCCAGCAUCACCGAGCCAAGAAGGCCUGGUUCCACUGCUUUAGAGAUGCUGCUGCCAUAUUGGCUGAUGAGAAAUCCAAGCAACCCUGCAGGAAGUUUAUUCAGACAGGGCAAUGUGGGUUUGGACCCAGCUGCAGAUUCUCUCACAUGACUGAGAAGGACAUUGCCAAUCUGGAACAUCAGAUAGAAGAUGACAGGCGACGGGCGGAGGAACCAGCAGGUGGACGCGUGUCCCCUGAGCGCAGUGCGGAUGAAUGGCUUUCCAGGAGAGAGAAGAGACUGGCACUGCACAGCAGCGGAAGACUGGAGGCGGAAGAGGAGGUGUCUCCCCAGGUCUGCGAUGUGCCUCCCCACCUCCUCUCUAUCCCCAACCUGCCCCCCUCCCUGUUGCCCCCACCGCCCGCAGGAUGGCGGGGUGCUCCCCAUACGGACUGGGGUUAAGGGUCACGUAGGCUUCCGCAGGCACAGAGAGACUGGAGGGACUAUAGAGAUGGGGGAAACUGGGCACAGCUGACUUGAGGGAGGUCCCAAGGAACUGUGGGGACUAUAGAGAGCAGGAAAACGGGGAGGACAUCCGUUGAAAUUUGUUGUGUCCUCCCUCAACCCCAGAGAAAGAAUUCUGAGGUUCUCACAGAAACAUGUAUAAUCUGUCUCAUGUGAAAAGUUUUGCAUUUUGUUCACUUGUUUUAAACACAGCGUGUGAUCUGAUUUGUGCUGCUUAUUCAGGAAGUAAAGCCGCUCUCUAUGACUGUUAUAUGUUUUUUUGUAACAUUUUGGUGAUGGAGAUGGUGCCUAGUUAACCGCCUUGUUUGCUUGCCUGUAAUUAUAAUAAAACAAUAUUUUUUAUAAAAUAGAAAUGUUUGACAUGACUAAAGACAAAAGUAUCACGAGUGGAAAUUUCACAAAUUUCAAUAUGGGAUCAUAUCUGACCCCAGUCACAUUAGGUGAUAUUCCUGUUUGUCUAUUCAUGAAAACUUGUCUAAAACUAAAAUUGAAUAAGAUGGCAUUAACUAUAACAUUACUGUCUAGCGUUCAAAUCAGAAUGGUCAUUUUAAUACACAAAACUACUGUGUUGCUUGCAUGAGGGUUUAAAAUGAACUGUAUUCAGCCAAUCUGGGCACACCUGAGUGCAAGUAUAUGCUCUGUCCGAGUUUGUAAUUUGAAUGCUUUUUUACAAAUGUUAUAUUUUGCACCUCCAAAAAUAAAUACCAAUGUUUUUAAUGAC
Conger conger (European conger) is the source of this 1496-nucleotide messenger RNA. It is a transcript of the gene zmat5, whose product is annotated as zinc finger, matrin-type 5. Gene Ontology annotation, cellular component: U12-type spliceosomal complex. The transcript is spliced from 6 exons. The record is from RefSeq and is a predicted model, not a curated record. Bases 191 to 712 code for a protein of 173 amino acids. Lineage: Eukaryota; Metazoa; Chordata; Actinopteri; Anguilliformes; Congridae. Gene Ontology annotation, molecular function: zinc ion binding.